Auxenochlorella protothecoides is the source of this 1086-nucleotide messenger RNA. Its product is annotated as Protein bem46. The record is from RefSeq and is a predicted model, not a curated record. The coding region runs from base 1 to 1086 and encodes 361 amino acids. NCBI's taxonomy places the organism in Eukaryota, Viridiplantae, Chlorophyta, Trebouxiophyceae, Chlorellales, Chlorellaceae. Gene Ontology annotation, cellular component: membrane. The transcript is spliced from 6 exons. Gene Ontology annotation, molecular function: palmitoyl-(protein) hydrolase activity.
AUGGUGAGUGCUGGCAGGCAAGCACGCGAUCUAGAUGCCAUACAAAACCUGCAAUUUUUCAUUUGUUCCAAUGUAUCCAUCCAGGGGGCGGGCGUCACGCUCGCGCUGCUUGCUGCCCUCGUCUACUUCCAGGAGAAGCUGAUAUACGUCCCGCGCCUGCCUGGCAUGCCUGCUGCCUACCAGUUCUUCCCAGCCGAGUUUGGACUGGAGCAUGAGGACGUGUGGCUCUCGGUCCCAGAUGGCGUGCGGCUGCACGCCUGGUUCAUGUGGCUCAAGGGUUUGACCCCGGAGCAGCGCCGCCGGCGACCCACGGUCGUGUUCUUCCAGGAGAACGCGGGGAACAUGUCGUACCGGCUGCACUUCCUAGGUCCCCUGGCCGACCUGCUGCAGGUCAACGUCUUCAUCCUGGGGUACCGCGGGUACGGCGAGAGCGGCGGCGCGCCCAGUCAGCGCGGCUUCCAGAUGGACGCCGAGGUGGCGCUGCAGCACGUGGCUGCCCGGGCCGACGUUGACCCCGCCAAGCUGGUUGUGUUUGGGAGGUCCAUCGGCGGCGCAGUGGCCCUCCACGCUGCAGCCGCCACCACCGUCAAGAUCGCGGGCCUGAUCAUCGAAAACACAUUCACCUCCCUGGAGGACAUCGUCCCGCUCAAGAUCCCGUUCCUGGGCUUCCUCAUUGGGCCCAAUCGGUGUGCCAACUGGCUGCUCAGGAGCAGGUGGGACAACGUCAGCGCAGCAAAGCACCUCACGGGCACCCCCAUCCUGUUCCUGUCCUCUCUGAGGGACGAGAUGCUGCCGCCGUCCCAGAUGCAGCGCCUGUACGCCCUGCACGGCAGGACGCCGUGGCGCAUGCUCACCUUCCCGCAGGCGACGCACAUGGACGCCUACAUCGUCGCCCGGCGGGAGUACUGGCCCGCCCUGCAGGCUUUCUUCUACGACCUCUUUGCGGGGCAGGCGGACAACAGGCCACGGGGGGAUGCGCCGGGGACGCAGACGGGGAGCAGCGGCCACGGCGUGGCCCCGGACUGGGACUCCGACACCUCCAACACCCCCUCCGACUGGGAGGCGGUGCCCCGGCCCGGGGAGUGA